CCCAACAUUACCAAUUUAAGUAUUCUUCCCACCAUCAUACUCUGUCUCUGUUCUCAGCACGUGCCCUUCUUCCUCCAUCACAUACCCCACCUUUUCAGGUCACGUGCGCCCUCCUGUCUCCUCUGCUCUUCUCCUCUUUCCCUCUUCCACUCCAUGAAACACGCACCAAAAGCACACACAAUCUCCUUCUCUUCACUCUUUCUUCUACCUGUCCCAAAAUAAGGAAAAAAAGAAAAAGAAAAAAGCAACCCCCAAAAAAUUGGAACGAAGAAGACAGCAAUAAGAGAAGUUUGAAAAUUUUUGGGGGAAAAAUUCUGUAUAAUGUGAAGAAAUCAAGAGAUGCACGCAAAAGUUAGGAUCCCAAGUAGCGGACACAGCAGCCCAUCACCUCCACAAUCCCCACUUUCCCGUUCGCCCCGGCUCCGACGCAAGCAGGGGCGUUUUACUCCGGGUCAACCCGGCCCGAAAACCGCCGCUCAGCGGAUUGCCUGGCUCAUUCUCUCGCUUCUUCUACGUCGACAAGGGAUUUUCCUCUUUGCCCCGUUGCUGUACAUCUCCGGAAUGCUGUUUUACAUGGGUACGGUGUCGUUUGAUGUAGUUCCGAUUAUUAAUCACCGGCGCGCACCCGGGUCGGUUUAUAGAAGCCCGCAGCUCUAUGCUAAGCUCAAACCCGAGAUGGAUUCCGAUAACUCUUCAGCUGAUGCGAUAUCAUCCAUAUGGAAGCACUCCUAUAAAGUCGGUGAGUGGAGACCAUGCAUAAACAUGUCUUCAGGAGGCUUACCUGAGUCCAAUGGAUACAUUUAUAUUGAGGCAAAUGGUGGCUUGAAUCAACAGAGGGGAUCGAUAUGCAAUGCUGUUGCUGUAGCCGGUUAUCUUAAUGCAACCCUUGUAAUUCCCCACUUCCAUUUUCACAGUAUUUGGAGAGAUGCUAGCAAAUUCGGAGAGAUUUUUGAUGAAGACUAUUUUAUUAAAACCCUGGAAAAUGAUGUAAGAGUGGUGGAUAAGGUUCCUGGGUAUAUAAUGGAAAGGUUUGACUACAAUAUGACCAAUGUUUACAACUUUAGGAUAAAAGCAUGGUCAUCCAUCCAGUUCUACAGAGAUACUGUUCUGCCAAAGCUACUUGAAGAAAAGAUCAUAAGGAUCUCUCCUUUUGCAAAUCGAUUGUCCUUUGAUGCUCCUCCAGCAGUUCAACGGCUUAGGUGUUUGGCAAAUUAUCAAGCUUUAAGAUUUUCUAAUCCUAUUUUGACUAUGGGUGAAACUUUGGUUGCAAGAAUGAAAGAACACAGUGUAAACAAUGGUGGCAAGUACAUUUCUGUGCAUCUUCGGUUUGAGGAGGACAUGGUUGCUUUCUCUUGUUGUGUAUAUGAUGGUGGAGAAAGUGAAAAAAGAGAUAUGGAUGCUGCUAGGGAAAGAGGCUGGAAGGGCAAAUUUACCAAACCUGGUCGAGUAAUUAGUCCUGGAGCAAUCAGAGUCAAUGGAAAAUGUCCUUUAACUCCUUUAGAGGUUGGUUUGAUGCUACGGGGGAUGGGUUUUGAUAAAAAUACAGCUAUAUUUUUAGCGUCUGGAAAGAUAUAUGAUUCUGAGAGGUAUAUGGCUCCUCUGCUCGAAAUGUUUCCGCUUUUACAAACAAAAGAAAUGCUCGCAUCUGAAGAAGAGCUAGCACCAUUUCAGAAUUACUCUUCCAGGAUGGCUGCUAUAGACUACACCGUUUGUCUUCACAGCGAAGUAUUUGUGACAACUCAAGGUGGAAACUUUCCCCAUUUUCUUUUGGGCCAUAGAAGAUUUUUGUAUGGCGGACAUUCCCGGACGGUUAAGCCUGAUAAGCGAAAGUUGGCAGUAAUCUUUGAUAAUCCAAAUAUUGGGUGGAGGAGCUUCAAGAGGCAAAUGCUAAGCAUGCGAGCUCAUAGUGAUUCCAAAGGGAUUGAGCUCAAAAGGCCAAAUGACUCUCCAUAUUCGUUCCCAUGCCCAGAUUGCAUGUGCCGACAGAAUAGAACAGAAGAUUCAAAAUUGUCAUCAGUAACGUGAUCUCUCCCAGUAAAUAGUUCAAGGUGUAUGCCCGCUGUAAUUUUGUGUGUGCCUCUUGCUGCUAACGUCUUGAUUGUGAUUCUUUCAUUUUUUCCCCUCUCAAAUUGGGAGAGGGCCGAAGUUUGAUUCUUGGAAUUGUUGGAUGACUGAUCGAUUAGUAUCUCCUGGGGACGUGUUGAGCGGUAAGUGCAUCAAUCUGCAAAAUGAUGCCAGAAGAUCUUUCAACCGCACCAGUUUCUCAGGCAUUGACUUAACAUCAAUUCGUCUUGCAGCUGUUGUAUCUAACACGAUGUAAAUCGACACACGAUAUAGUGUCCCAGUCCUUUUGCGCCCUUUUUGUAUCUUGUACAUCAGUUAGAUGUAUUAGCAUUGUAAGACUUUAGAAUCAGAAUGAAAAGUCCAUAUCUAUAAAACUGGGGUUCCAAAUUUUUCACUUCGGAUGCCCCUUUUACCAAUGGCACUGCUUUGGUUUCUGGUUUGAUA
Molecule: messenger RNA, 2508 nt
Organism: Coffea arabica (coffee)
Lineage: Eukaryota; Viridiplantae; Streptophyta; Magnoliopsida; Gentianales; Rubiaceae
Product: protein ESMERALDA 1-like
Source: RefSeq, a predicted model, not a curated record